CCCCUGCCUGGGGCUCCCCAUGACGGACAGGGGGGACAGUGUGGGCUCAGCCCUGGCUUUCUCCUUGCUUCUCAUCUCUGCCUCCAGCCUAGUCUCCCCUGCCUGGUUCCAAAGUGAUCUUUUCUCUUUUGGACUCUUUGCCGCAUGCGCCUGGUCUGAGGGUAAUGAAUGGAACCAGACCUGUGUGGCUUACAGGACCCUGGAAGACAUGCCUGACCUGGCCUGGAAGUCCUCCGCAGCGCUGCUUCUCGGAGGCUGGGUCCUGCUGGCCUUGCGGGCCCUGCUCCUCUUCUCCUGGACCGUCCUCCCCAAGGACUUCUGCCCCGUGAAAGGACGCAUCCCAACCCAGUACAUGCAAGCAGCUUCUGUCAUCGCCAGUCUCCUGGGCCUGCUGCUUUUCCCAUUCAGUCUGGCCUCCGAGGUGGCUCGGCUCACCUGUGGCCCUUCCACUGUGUACAGCAGCGGCCGCUGCCACCUGGGCUGGGGCUACAUCACCGCCAUCUUGGCUCUGGUCUUUACCAGUCUCCUGCCCAUCGUUGGGCGAUUACAAGAAGACAAGACUCGGGAGAAGAAGAUUCUCUUCUCUAGCAUCAAGGAAAGGAUCAUCUUCGUUUGAGUCAAGAGAUAGAAAGUCAACUUCUUUGC
This is a messenger RNA of Sarcophilus harrisii (Tasmanian devil), 645 nucleotides long. It is a transcript of the gene LHFPL7, whose product is annotated as transmembrane protein 211. The transcript has 3 exons. Gene Ontology annotation, cellular component: membrane. Bases 20 to 616 code for a protein of 198 amino acids. NCBI's taxonomy places the organism in Eukaryota, Metazoa, Chordata, Mammalia, Dasyuromorphia, Dasyuridae. The record is from RefSeq and is a predicted model, not a curated record.